AUGUUUCGAAACCCGCCAACGCGAGUCUUGCUGUCCGAUUACGAGGUUUUUCAAACCAUACACGCAAUUUGUACUCAGAGACUCAUGACCCUAAGUCUUGCCUAUUGCCCCCCAUUGAGCGAAGAAGAUGAAAGUGAAGGUGAAGCCGAAUUCCAUCAGGUCUCGCCGAGUAUGAGCUAUACCAGGUCAUCUUCGGUACAGUAUCCCAUGUCCGAAGGCGACAGGCGGGCCUGCGAUGUUUUGAAAUGCUAUCAAGACACGAAGGUUUAUAUCAAUUCAUCAACGCCGGAUUCAGAUGAUUUGCCUGCGCAUUCGGCUGGAUCUCACACAGCGUUAGACACUCGCUCUACCAACCCUAGCGAGACUUAUCAAUCCGAAGAUCAAGAUUUCCUCGAGAUACCUGAUUCCCAAAUGUCUUCAACGUCCCAGGAAUCAUCUACCGAUACCACACCACCUGCAACGAUCAUCUUCUCGCCAAGAUCUCCUGAGCCAACUCCUCGACCCCGCAGAAUGCACAGAUCGGUUUACUAUGGAAAUUUCCCCGUCUUGCAAGUUCAAGUACCAGAGAUCUAUGAAUGCAUCCCAGGCAUGGUCAUAUCUGAUAUCAUGUCUGGAAGUGGUUCGAUGAACUUGCAUGGCAAGUCGGACCCCCAGCCCAACUCACCCGAGAUGUAUAUUCCCGUCUUCCGCUCAGACGAAAUCAACAUGCGAAUUGGAGUCGGUACAUGCUUGCACAGCCUCCCAAAGAAAACAGUUCGGCGGCGAUCGUAA
Messenger RNA from Talaromyces amestolkiae, 771 nucleotides. RefSeq lists its product as uncharacterized. NCBI's taxonomy places the organism in Eukaryota, Fungi, Ascomycota, Eurotiomycetes, Eurotiales, Trichocomaceae. The record is from RefSeq and is a predicted model, not a curated record. The transcript has 3 exons. Bases 1 to 771 code for a protein of 256 amino acids.